AUGGGCGCUGGACCCUCAAAGCAUAGACCCUAUCCAUUUCCAGUUCCAGUCGUUAGCCCAAACGGAAUGCAAACAAGCUGGUCCUCAGGCAGGUCGAAGAAGGGCAAGGAAAAGGCACACCCAGAAUCGUAUCAGCAAUAUCCCAAUGGAUUUCCAACUGCAUCCUAUGGGCUCCAGUAUUACCCACAGGCACAAUCUGUGUAUCCACAAAUUAGUGGGUAUUACCCAGUAGCCAUGGUUCCUAUUCAGCAGCCUCUGGUUAUGCCGCAAUCUUAUGUUCCAGUCGCUCCUUUUCAAAGUGCAUUCGGUCAACCACCUGCACCAGUUAUUCCCUCUGCAGAGCAAGUACGCAUGCCAGAGCCAUCUAUUGCUACAAACAAUCAAGGUCCUGUGAUACCCGACGUGACUGGUCGACAAGAUCCUGUUGUUCCUCCACCACCUGUUAUAACUAAUGUGCAGCCCCAGAGAGACACAGCUUUCCCUCCUCCUCCUAUCAUAAAUGACAUGUAUCACUCAUCUCACCCACAACCCACUGCACGCAUGCCCGAGCCACAUGUGGACAACCGGGCGACUCCAGGUCCCGUCAUUCCCGAUAUGACUGGUCGACGAGGAGAUCCGGUUGUUCCACCUCCCCCCGUCAUAACUGACGCACAGCGGACGGCUAACUCGUCAUCUCGUCCACGAUUCACCGACUUCUACCAACCAGCUGAUCAUCCUAUUUCCAUGCCCGAGCCUUAUUUGAGUGAUGUACCAUUUCGGCCACCAACUGUCCCUCCCAUACGAAUGGCAACGCGGCAAAAUCCCCUUCCCUCUCCUCCUAAAGACAUAUGGAACACAACCCCGUAUCGUCAAGUUUUACAGGAACUCCCAAAGGACAUAACCCUAUCCUUCAAUGUCGAACACAUAACAGAAAUGGAAGACAUGCUGGCUCAACCAGCAGGUCCAAUCUCGCGUCUAGGAAAGCUAUUUGGCUCUAGUAGUAAGCGUAAGGGUAAAUCACGAAAGGGACUUUUUCGCACUUUUAGCACAUCGGGGAGCGAUAGCGAAUCUGGCGCUCAUCAUCAACAUCAACAUCAACAUCAUCACCAUCAUCGUUCCAAUACCGUGACAUCAUUCGUUAUACCACCAACUGCAGCUGUGCCCCAUGGAUACGCUGGAAGUGGAGCUCCACCGCAAGCUAUGCCGGUUCCCGAUCGCGGACCUCCUAUCAGAUUUGACCAUACUGGUGAACUAUCUGGCUUUGUAAAUCACUCGCCACAUCGAGUGUUGUACAAAAACAAAAUGUACCCAACUGCGAUGCACCUCCUCGAGGCGAUGAAGUUUACAGAACACCCUACUCUUCAGGAGCGUAUACGGAAGUGCACCGAUGUUGGUGAUAUGUACCCGUUGUCGGCUGGUUUCCAGGACCACGUGCGACCAGACUGGGGUCAGGUAUUCUUGAGGAUUGUGAGGCUGUUUUCAUUGGCAUUUUGA
Suillus bovinus is the source of this 1473-nucleotide messenger RNA. RefSeq lists its product as uncharacterized. The transcript has 2 exons. The record is from RefSeq and is a predicted model, not a curated record. NCBI's taxonomy places the organism in Eukaryota, Fungi, Basidiomycota, Agaricomycetes, Boletales, Suillaceae. The coding region runs from base 1 to 1473 and encodes 490 amino acids.